AUGUCUACACCAAAAUCAAUUAACCCCCUGCCAUACUCCGACUUCAGGAGCGACACAGCCACGGCGCCAACACCCGAGAUGUUUGCAGCCAUGAUGAAGGCCUCAUUAGGCGACGAUGUCUAUAAUGAAGACGACUCUGUAAAAAACCUCGAGCGCUAUGUUGCAACCCUCUGCGGCCACGAAGCCGCGCUCUUCUGUUCGUCUGGCACAAUGACAAAUCAACUGGCACAUCGCGUACAUCUAUGCAACCCCCCUCAGUCUGCGAUGGUCGACAUCCGUUCCCACGUCUUCAAUUAUGAGGCCGGCGGGAUCUCCUUCCAUUCACAAGCAGCCGUCUACCCUGUGAUGCCCUCGAACGGCAAAUACCUCACGGUCGAGGACAUUGCCCCACGUCUCGUUCACGAUAUCGAUGUCCAUUACGCACCCACCCGGGUCAUCUCGCUCGAGAACACCCUCAACGGCACCAUCAUGCCUAUUAAAGAGAUUGAACGCAUCCGCGCAUUGACCAAGGAGCAUGGCAUUAAGCUACACCUCGACGGUGCUCGUCUCUGGCAUGCCAGUAUUGCAACCGGUAUUUCGUUGAAGGAGUACUGUAGCCAUUUCGAUACAGUCUCAUUGUGCCUCUCCAAGGGUAUCGGCGCACCGAUCGGAUCGAUCCUGAUUGGCAGUGAGAUCGCGAUCAAGAAAGCAAGGCAUUUCCGGUUGCUCUUUGGAGGCGGAUGGAGGCAAGCUGGGAUCUUGGCCGAGGCUGCACUUUGGGGUAUCAAGACCAACUGGCCCACGAUGGAGGAUACGCAUCGUCGUGCAAAAUGGCUCGAGCGCGUGUUUGUCGAGGCUGGCUGUCACAUUACCAACCCUGUCGAGACAAAUAUGAUCUGGGUCGAUACCACAGAUGCAGGGUUCACGGUCGAGGAGCUGAUGACGGAGCUGGCGAAGGAAGGGAUCAAGAUCAGUGGGAGCGGGCUCGCGGCACGCGUGGUACUGCACUACCAGAUCACAGAUGAUGCGGUUCAACGGUUUAUUCAGGUGAUACACAGGUUGUCCGACAUGAUUAAUCUAAAGGUCAAUACCGGCUUUGUCGAGGUGUCAAUGCACGAGCAGCCCAGCGGAGCGUACGAGGGACAGCAGCAGCAGCUAAUGGAGGCGGAGAUCAUGACGCUCGAUACGCUCGAUAUGCCAAUGACCCCACUCACACCCACUAUUUCGGUGGUCCCACGAGUCUUGAAGUCAUCGGCAGCCUGCAACGACGACGAAGAGAUGGCUCGACGACACAGCGAGCCCAUUAUGUCGAACAUGAAGCGAUGCCUGUUUGAGGAGCAUCCCGGAGAUCCCAUUCCCGAGAUCCUUCAGCCAGCCUCGCGCAAGGUGCGCCGGGCGUUCAGCAGUCGCUCGAACCAAGAGCAGGUCUUUUGCGACUACCAGCGACACGAUGAUAUGUCCGACUGCGAGGAGCAGUAUCAGCACCAACGGCAUCAGCAGCAACAAUUACCCCAGAUCAAAAUGCGUCCGAACCAGCAGCGGUACAGCAAAGUGACGAUCGAGCGAAUGGAUGAGGACGAGACGGAUAGGCGGAGACUGGCUCCGAUCCAGAGGCGACAGAAUGAACUGGAGCCGGAGCGCGAGGGCCGGAAUGUGACGAUGGUUGGACGGUUGGCGCGCAGCAAAUCUGUGGAUUACCAUGUACUCGAGUCCAGAAAUGGGGAAAAGAAGAAGAAGAAGAUUGGGCUCCGGAUUUCACAAAGCCCAGCAAGCAUGGCGCUCAAGCGGGCGAGCCAUCGUAUUGCCCACUGGUCGGGUUCCUUCCUGACGAGGGAAGCAUGA
Molecule: messenger RNA, 1821 nt
Organism: Gamsiella multidivaricata
Lineage: Eukaryota; Fungi; Mortierellomycota; Mortierellomycetes; Mortierellales; Mortierellaceae
Product: pyridoxal phosphate-dependent transferase
Exons: 2
Coding region: 1-1821 (606 amino acids)
Biological process (GO): glycine biosynthetic process; L-threonine catabolic process
Cellular component (GO): cytosol
Molecular function (GO): L-allo-threonine aldolase activity
Source: RefSeq, a predicted model, not a curated record